Molecule: messenger RNA, 403 nt
Organism: Prorocentrum cordatum
Lineage: Eukaryota; Dinophyceae; Prorocentrales; Prorocentraceae
Source: the annotation of a GenBank genome assembly
GGGCGAGAACUUCUUCCGCAGCUCGAAGGGCCUGAGUAUGAAGAAGAAGGGACUGGCGCCGAUGGACCCGGACAGAUUCGCGCAGCUGUCAGAGAUGGUCAGGACGGGCUUCCCGGUCCGCUCUGCAGUAGUUGACCCCAACUACCAGCACAAGACCAAGCUGGACAUCGAGGAGGAGCGGAUCGCCGGGAUUCCGAAGAACAUGGUCCAUCCGCGGAACUCCCCCGCCUGGCUGAAGCACGACAAGCAGGUUCUGCGAUUCUACGCCCACUUCCAGGAGAGUGUUGCUGAACGACCUGACGAGAAUAGCCGUUUCCGCCAUGUGGAGAUCAUGUACCACAUGGAGGACGGGUCCAUGCAGAUCACCGAGCCGAGGAUAGAGAACUCUGGCAUUCCGCAAGGC